AGCUUGGUAGUGAAGGAAUUUCCGGUGACGUCAGGGCGUCAGGACUCCAUUAGGGCUGCAGCUGUUUGUAGAGAAACAACAACAAAAACGAGCUAACUGUCAGUGACAGUCCGCUCCGAGCGAGGCCUCAAACCUGGGAGCUCAACCUUUAUUUCCCACCCGGAGCUUCGCCGGCUACUAACCACGGCCGCUCUCGGUGAGGAAACUCUGGCCUCCGCUUCCUCCUCCUCCGACUCGGACACCGGCGGAGCGUCGCCGCCCCCGCGGAAGAAGCACCGAGCCUCGGCGGCGGAGGGAGCAGGAGAGCCCGGGGCUUCAGCAGUUGUGACAGGCCUUUCUGGAGUUGUCUUAGGACUUGCUACACACUCCCCGCUCUCUCAAACCACCUCUGCCAUCCACUUUAACCGAAGUGUGGUCAACAACCUCGGCGGCAGCAUGCAGGCAAACGGGGCAGGACAGGGACAAGAAUCCGCGGAGCUCUCCUGCCUGAACAGCGCACAAAACGGGGAAUCAUCCUCGGCCGGUGGAGCCCAUUCGAACGGGCUCCUCUCCAGCACGGACAGCGGGAACAGUGUCGGUACCAGUAACGGGUCCGCGGCAGGGCCCGGCUCGGGGUCUUCGGCCGCCUCCACAGCUUCGGGCUCGGAGGUGGGCUCGUUGAAAAAGAAAAAACGACUAUCGCAGGCGGAGGAAGAUGUCAUACGAUUAAUAGGGCAACAUCUCCACGGACUAGGGCUGAAGUAAGUUCAUGCAAAGUCGGGGGGGAAAAAACACUCAAAAUGAAUGUCAAGGUUGAAACUGAUCGAGAAGUGUUGGGUAGAUGUUCGGUAGAUCGUGAGAAAUCUCCAGGUAGCAGCUGGUAAAAGCGCUAAUAGUGCGGCUGACAGACACAAACAUGGGGGGAUGGGGUAGUUAGCCUCUGAGCUCGGCUGCUGGUUGAAGAAGGGGUCCAUCUUGCACAAUAACAGUUAGCUGGAGAGCUAACAGGACUAGCCUUCAUGUUAAACCGUCAAACAGACCAUGAAACAGGGUCGAACAGCCGCAGUUUCAACGUUUCAUCGUCGCCGUUGAGUGUUUUUCUCGAUGUGACAGUGGAACCGUGAUCCGUUAAUAAACCGAAGGGAUUCCGCACUGAAUAAAAGACAUUACAUCAUCUAACAUUAGUAACGUUUAUUCACAGAGCAGUUGGUUGUUAUGGUGUGAACCGAUGUCAUGGAAAUUAAAGGUUUUAAGUUCGUUUCUCCACGCAGGAUGAUCGACCGUGUCCAUUUUUGCGUUCAAAAAUGCGGAGGAAGUCUCGAUGUGCGGGUUGUCAGUGUUGGUUUUCGCCUGAAUGGAUGGUGGUUUUCUCGAUUUUCCAGCUUUAGCUGCCUAAGGGGGAAAAAAUGAUGUUAUUUAGCAGAAUCGCAUUAGAGGAACCGUAAUAGCUUGGACGGACUGACACAAGUAGCCUGGUUAUGAAAACUGCCCUGGUUAUUUUAGUAUUCCGAGUGCACCCUCUGAACUGUCCUUCUCUGCUAGUCCUUUUACAAGUCAAAUCAAAUCACAAUUCACAACUGCUCUCUCUGAAAGGUACUAUCACAUUAAUCUUGGAGUAUUGUGCUUUAUCUUUGUGCCACUGUCACCGUGUCAGGGCUAAUGUGUGUGAUCAGCCAGUCUCCAACAGUGUUAGGACGCGUAUUUAUUUAAAGACAGCAGUCAAUACCGUGGGCGACAGUUGGUGGUUGAAUUUUGCAGAAUGGUUUGUUUCAUGGCGGCCGAAGAAUGCGCUUUCUACCAGCUGUUUUAGAUGGACGCUCCGUCUUUGGAUCUAAAUAUAGCAUGGUGGGGUUUUUCAAGAAAUCUUUGUCUGGCCUUCUUCAGGGUUUCUGUGGUGGUGGUAGAUCCGCAGAUCUGUGGUAUCCAGCUGAGAGAGUGGAGCUGCCAUUACAAGGCUUAUAAAAAGCAGCCCCACAAACGCUAUGUUUACAGAGAGGGUGGGUCAGGGGGAUACAUGGCAUUGGGUUGGUAUGAAACAGAGCCCCCAUAUCUCAGCUGAGGAAAUGCAAGAGGAAUCAUUGUAGCAGGAGGAGAGCUGCUGCGCCACUCCAUUGAUACCUGAGAAUGAUGUCAUCAUCCUGAAGGUGUCACCACCACCACCCCCACCCACAACCCACUCUCAUAAUCACACAUACACAUCCUCAGCAGCAGACCUGUUUGUGGUGGUAAAUGAGAAAUGCGAUUGGACAGAUGGCCGUGACUGACAGGCUAAUAUGAUGGAGGCUUAGUUCAUGUGAGUGAACCUCCGACUGUCACUAAUAAUACUCAGCUGACAACACUGCUACCCUUGGAUGCUCCGAUCUCCAACUGCUGACAUUCAACCGUGUGCCAUCAAUAUCAUCCAAAAUAAUCUAUCUGUCCUUUUAAACGUGGCAUGAUUGCUUGGAAAUGCAGAGAAGAUGAUCAAAAGCAUGAAAUUAUAUUUUGUGUUAACGUUUAACAUCAAGCUAGGGCUGGGCGAUAUGGGAAAAAGUUUAUCAUAAUAUAUUGUUUUCAUAUCAGUAUCAAUAUAUAUCAUGAUAUAAAAAAUACUUGUAAAUCUUAAAUGUUCCCCGUUACUCUUGAAUGAAAUUUAACAGUGCUUAUUGGUAGCAUGUCUUUUGCUACACAAUAAGCUACUGCAUCUGUGAGUUCUUAGUCGUAAGGCGUUGCGCUAGAGAAAGCGGACUGAAUGGUCAGCUACUUCGGCUGCACAGGCGCCAUGGGCUCUUUAAGGUAUUCCCAGACUUUGCGAGAACAUUUACUCGACAUAAUUUGCACAUUACUUUGCUAAAUGUCUGACCUCAAAAAACCAAAAUACCUCCACACCACCAAUGUUUUCGUGCCAGUGUUGUUGACGAUGUCAUCGUCUGUUGAGUCUUCGUCUGCAUUUCGAAAACAUGGCAGAAUGCCGACUAUUGACAAGCAUAUUGACCAUGUCUUAUAUCAAUAUAGGGUGAAGUUAAUUUUCAGAUAUAUAUCAUUAUUGUUUUAUCGCCCAGCCCUACAUCAAGCUAAUGAUUUGACAUUGUUUUUUAAAUGUCUGAACCCCGAAAUAAUCUUAUUGUGCUCUAUUCAGGUAGUUUUUGGAUCUUACUAAUCCUCUCCAGUCUUGUUGUGUCCCAUCUGAUCCAUGAUGUCCACAUGUCCUCCUAACUCUGACCCCUUUUCUCAUCGGGUGUGUCUCUGUAGUCAAACAGUGGACCUGCUGAUGCAGGAAUCUGGCUGCAGACUGGAACACUCCUCAGCGACCAAGUUCCGCAACCACGUCAUGGAGGGCGAAUGGGACAAGGUAGGUCUUCGUUCACCAUGGCGGACGGUGGUCAAAAACAUCCAUCUGAUUUUGGCCUCUUUUAUCGCGCACCAACAAGUGUCAAAAUUAGAAGUAUACAAGAAUUUGACAGGUUAUUUUAUUCUGAAGUUCUCAUCUGGCUCCUCCAUCAUGGUGCCAGGGUUAAUUUUCCAAUUUGAUUUAAUUCUUUCUUUUUUUUUCUCGCCUGUCAGCUUAAAGAAAAUCUAAUCACCAGCAGUGUUUGCUCAGUAAUCAUUUCCUGAUAUCUUUAGUAAGAGUGUGUGUGAACAACCUCUCCAAACCUGUCAAACAUCCUGUCCUUUUAGUACAAAAUAACCAGGCACAAGCCUCAUUAGGAACCCAUUAUAAUAUUAAAAGAACUGGAUUUAGGUUUACCAGGAACCCUACAGGCAGCAGAGAGUUAUCCAGGUCAUUGUUGGGUUUCCAUGAGGCCCAGUGAGGUCGAAUUAGACAUUUAUUAGGUUUAUUUUGGAGCUUUUUACAUAUAUUAGUGGGUUUUAAAUCGACAGGCUUAGCCGUUUAACCCUGGUUCCAGCGCAGAGUGACUCUUGUUCUGGUGAAUCAUCUGGAAUAAUGAGCGUGGGUCAUAACUGCAGGAUGGAAAGUUAGCAGCAGCCAGGUUUUUAAAGUUUUACCCUCUUAUCAUAGAGAAAGGAAAUAUGAAAUAUCUGUGAUCAGAGAGGUAGAGAUGUUAUGUCGUCUUUUUACAAACAUAAUGACUCAUUCAUGUGCGUCACCUGAACAGUUAAGUCAUCUUAGAGAAGAAGUGACCGUAAGAUUUGUGUAACUGCUCCUGUGAUUAGUUUUUCUCUUUUUUUUCCCUGUGCGUGGAUGGAAACUGCUGAGCUAACUAUUUCUCUGUCUCUCUCUCUCUCUGUGUCUCUCUCUCUCUCCCCUCCAUCACCCUCCCUUUUGUUUUGGUCCAGGCUGAGAAUGAUCUCAAUGAGCUGAGAGCACUGAUGCAUUCUCCCAAUGCUAUUGUGGUAAGCUCCCUUUGCCCAAACCUGAACCGGGGCUGAAUGAUGGCUGCUCAGUUUUUGGAGGUUCUAGAAACUGUGUGCCAUUAAAAUGCAGGUUCUGCAGGUCCGAGCGGUGAAACGCGGAGCUCAAACGCUCUGGGUGUGCAGCUAGAAUGGACACCAUGAAUGAUGGCCUUAUAACUGAUUAAUAAUAAUAGAUAUGAUAUGAAUUUUAUAACAGGCUCAAGUCCCAAUAGCAUGACAACAUUAAGAGAAACAGACAAUAUGUAAAAAGAAAGAAAGAAAAGAAAAAAACAGGUACGAUACUCCACAGAUUUGACUGAUAUCUGACCAAACUGCACCUGGGGCUUAGAAUAAGUUGAUGUUUUUAUUUUUCAUUUAUGAUGCACGUGUCCUUUAACCAAAGCUGAUAUUAUUUUGUAUUUUAAAGUAUUCUAUUGGACUGUGUGUCAGCUGCAGAUCUUUACUGUCUCCAUUCAACAGGUUGUCAUCCCAACCUUUAAUUUUUUUUAUUAGAGGCUGCUGAAGAAGUGUUGCAUUUACUGUAGAUGUACUCUGUAGCACAGAUUGAGUGUCCAUGCAAAAUACCCGUAUCUUACAACACUGAAUUUAAAGGACCUACUCGACUCUAUAGAGACAAAAAAAAAAAACUUUGAAGGCUCUUAUAAUACAUAAUAAUGUUAUAAUAAAAAUGAGAACAAAAUCCCUGAACUAGAAUGAUUAUUUUAUUACUGUGAUGUUGUUUGACUUAAUUAUUAAAGGGAUAUUCCGGCAUGAAAUUAAGUUAUUGUCAAACACACUGUAACACCAAGCUAGACACCCCCUUAAGAGAUGAAUGUUGCCGACCGCUUGCUUCUCUAGUUAUACCAACUUUAGUAACGACCACCAAUACAGAGAGCCACGAGCUCAACCAAACCACUCUAUAGUCACAAAUAAUGCUCAGAACAGCACCUAACUUCAUCAACAGGACAUAUAGGGUCACAGCCAUAGUACUAGACACCAAAAAUCUUUUAAACUUUGACUCAUUUCUUUAGCAAAGAGACUAAACACAACUCACCUACUCUCCUCCAGCAGACGCUUGUUUGUAGUGAGACCUCGGGCCAGUCCAUUACAGACUGCAGCGGGGUGACGCAGCUCAAGGAAGAACAUUUAUGAUCAUUUCUAUAUCAUUUCCUUGAAGUAAUAAUCAUCAUAUUAAUCAUUUUUACUGCAGACGCGGUAGUUCUUCUGCCUUAGCGUCUCGGUCUGAUUGUAUUUCCAUGAAGAAAUGAUGUUUGGUGUCUAGUGCUAUGGCUGUGACCCUAUAUGUCCUGUUGAUGAAGUUAGGUGCUGUUCUGAGCAUUAUUUGUUCAACUUCAGUAUUUUCGAUGUUUCAUUUGUUAUUAUUUAAUGCAUAUAGUUUUUCUUACUGUAGUAUAUUAUCCUUUGAGAGGCAGAUAAAAGCCUUUUCCUCAUCCCUCAUGUUAAUCAGUGUGGUGUAAAUUUCUCUGAAUUAGAUCCUGAUCAGCUUGUAGGAGAAGACUGUGAUCAUGUCUUCCUGGCGCUGGUACAGUCGUCAGUUUAAAGAUAAGAUGUUCCUUUAAUAGUCCCACAGACAUACAAAGAGAAAUUAAAGUAUAAAGAAACUUGGAGUUAAGAAAAAAGAAAAACAUGUGUUCGUUAUCCAUCCUUUUACCUAAGUCUGAGUUUUACCGCCUUUCCUCUCACAUUUUAAGUCAGGAUUUUUUUUAUGGAGUUAACGUCACAGUCCGGCAGCAUUCAGAUUCUGUGACGUGCGUUGUUUAGGUCAAAGCAAACAAAAUCAGGUGCUCUCCGCUCGUGUACGAGCAGCUGUGCCGUGCCAAAGUCCAACUCUGCCAACCGUGCCAGGGCCGAGGAAGCGUACCGGGCCUGAACUUUCACACUGGCCAAACAAACUGGACUUUAAGGGUCAUUAGAGGUCAGGCGUGCCGGAGCGUGGUACGAAUCGCUCAGUGGGAGUAGCUCCAGUUAAUUAGCCACAGCCAGCAUGAUAAUUAGCCGAGAAGAUGAGCCUCAAAAACGUCCCUCUGUGUCUCUGUUGAUUGUUCACGUAUGUCGAGUCGUUUUGGGUGUUGAGUCGGCGCAGGUCUGUGUUUUCAUUGUCAACAUGACUUCUCUGCAGUUCAGGUGGAGAGUUUGCUAAAGUAACAGACCUGGUUCAAGAGUCAGGAACCAGGUCUGUGUGCCCCUAAACUAGCUCUGUGGACUCCUGUGGGUGGGAGUGUGAGGUCUUAGGUGUGAGGGCUGCACACCUGAGAUAAGACAGAGACUCCUGAUACGACACGUCGCUUUAUUCGGUAUCAGCAUGUUUGGAGUUUGUGUGUCAGUUUCUUCUGUUUCUAUAAACUCUCGUUUUGUUUCAUUUCUAAGCGGAUGAAGUUCCUGCUGCUGCAGCAGAAGUACCUGGAGUACCUGGAGGACGGGAAAGUCCUGGAGGCUCUGCAGGUGCUGCGAGGAGAGCUGACCCCCCUCAAGUACAACACAGACCGAAUCCACGUUCUCAGCGGGUACGAUUUCCAUGUCACUAUCACCUCUGUCAUUAUCCAUCCUCAGAGGGUCUGCAGGUCUACACAAACAGCUUCAUGUUCCCGUGGAGCUCUCAGAUAACUGUAAUCAUUAAAGCUACAGCCGCCAUAACUGGGGCUGAGCCAAGUCCAGGACCAGGGUUGGUACUGGACGCUGACUGGUUAUUGACCAAACACUAUAAACAUGAUAUAGGAGAUGAUUUUGUAAAAGUAAAUGUUCUUUAUUUAUACAGACCUUUACAACAACCCUUUCAGUCGACCAAAGUGCUUUACAGUACUUAGAAAAUAAAAAUGAAUAAAACAAUAAAAGCAAUUUAAAAUAAAAGAAUAAAAUAUAAUGCAAUAAAAUAAAGUGUCACCACACUACUGGGUAUUAAAGCCAGCAUAAAUAAGUACGUUUUUAAUCAGGAUUUAAAAAAGACCCAGAUCGGAAAUAAGUCUCAAGUCUUUGUGUGUUCAUAUUUCUCAUACAGCUACAAUUUAAGGGGAAUAUCUGAGAUUAUGAGAAAAAUAAAACUCUUGACUGCAGGUCUGAGGACCUUAAUGCUGUUUUUUUUUUACCCUGUUUUUAUGUAAAUUUUAUCCUUGUGCUGAAAAUUCAUGUUCUAGUUUAGUGAAUUUGACUUUUGCGUUUCUGUCGAACCCUGUGAGGAUGUCGGAGGUCGUGAAUCGUCCUCUCAGUUUUCCGAUCGCAGCACAAUGCCCCCCCCCCCUCGCUCUCCUCCAACACAUCCCUCCGAUCCAUUAUCUAAUCAAUUAGUCCGCAUUGAUCACUCGGCGCAGCAGAGGAGUCUGUUUGUUUUUCGAGUCCGUCACUUCAUUGACAGAAGAAUGUAUUGAUCUGACACGUCCCGUCUUCGGUCAAUCAGUUGGUUUGAACUCAAACAUGUCCUUGACUCAGUUUGAAGCUGCACUCAGCGCCCCUGUCUUACCUGAUAUCAUGUUUUAUUUCUAACGUUAUCGUACGGUCUGUUUCUCUCUGCAGGUAUUUAAUGUGUAGCCACGCCGAGGACCUCAGAGCGAAGGCAGAGUGGGAGGGCAAGGGCACCGCCUCACGCUGCCGACUGCUCGACAAAUUACAGAGUGAGCAAACACCACCGCGUCCUGACACCUCAGAGCAGCACGCACAGUCCCCGCUCGAGUCUGUGAAGGUUAACUCAUGUCCCCGUGUGUCCCCUUCCUCUCGUAGCGUAUCUGCCCCCUUCUGUGAUGCUGCCCCCUCGGCGGCUGCAGACGCUGCUGCGGCAGGCGGUGGAGCUGCAGAGGGACCGCUGCCUCUAUCACAACACCAAGCUGGACAGUAACCUGGACUCGGUCUCUCUCCUCCUGGAUCAUGUCUGCAGCAGGUCGGUGUUUCCCAGCUCAAUACCUGUUGCUAAAACUUAGAUGUUCAUCGGUUUUUACCUCCACAGUCUCUCUGAAAGUUUUUAUUUUCGACACGUAAGAAGAAAAAAAUCCACUACAGUCGAGUUGAACCUUUGGUAUUUCUCUCUCUGUCACAGGAAACAGUUCCCCUGUUACACCCAACAGAUUCUUACAGAGCACUGUAACGAGGUGUGGUUCUGCAAAUUCUCGAACGACGGCACCAAACUCGCCACCGGCUCCAAAGACACUACUGUCAUCAUUUGGCAAGUGGACCCGGUGAGUGAGACAGAGGUCCAAGUCAACACAGACUUUGUGAUUGUGGCGCUCAGGGCGCGUUCACAUUCCCCAGCAGGAACUGUCUUAUAGUCAAACCGGACAGCUCUGCAGUUAAAGUUUACAGAACUCAGAGAAAGAGUCUCUUUAAACUUCUUCAUGCAGACUUUAUUCAGAACUUUUUAGUCUGCUCCUUUAAGAAUUAUGGAUAAAGUCAGGAUGAGACAGUGUGAGAGAACGCAGCAGGUAUGAGUCAGAAAAAAUAGCUGCGGGCCAGUGGGCGGAGUCAUGGCAGCCUGUCAAUCUGCAUGUUUUUGUUUCCGGAAAUAUUCACAUAAAGUGAAAUUAUUUAACCCCAGAACUGCUCCUUAUCAUCCUGCUCAUGAAGUCUCCUGCUGUGAGGUGCCAGAGUCAACGUCAAGUUUCUAAAAAUGUCCCAAAAUGUCCAGAGUUCAUGAGUGAAAAUCAAAGACGCAAUUUUCUCAUAUGAGGAAACCUUCCUUACAGUACCGUAUUUUUCGCACUAUAAGGCGCACUUCAAAUCCUUUAAAUUUCUCAAAAAUCCUCAGUGCACCUUAUGUAUGAAUUCUGGUUGUGCUUACCAACUUCGAACUGAUUUUAUGUGGCACACAGCGCUCAGCGCUCUGUCAAAACGUUUUAUUACUACAAAGCCACACAGCCUGAUGGCUACCGUAGCCUCGUGGAGUUAUUAAAUGAGUUAAAUAAAGUUUGACUUAUCUGACUGUUUUGUUUGGCUUAAUGCGCUUUAUAAUCCGGCGCACCUUAUGUAUGAAAAUAGAUGCGUUCAUUGAUGGUGCGCCUUAUAAUCAGGUGCCCCUAAUAGUGCGAAAAAUACAGCAAUGCUGCAUUUGAGUUACCUCGGAAGUCAGAUGUCGAAGCUGAAAAUGACGCCAGUGUUUCAGUUACCAAGUCGGAAAAAAGCAAAAUUGGAGAUGGCUACAUCUACGAAAGUUAUUUAAGCGCUUGCCUCGUCCGAAUAUAAGGCUAGUGCUGAACUAACUUUCGUAGAUGUAGCGACCUUGUUUCCUCUGAUUUUGCUUUUUUCCAACUUGGUAAGUGAAUCACUGGGAACUCGGGUGUGACGUCAUUUUUUCGGCUCCGACAUCUGACUUCCGCGGAAACUCGAAACGCAGCAUAAAUCCCAGCUCUGACGUGAUCAUCCGCAGUCUUAGAUGAGUCAAACAGAAUAAACACUUCGUCUUUCAUUUCAUCCUUCACAUCUAAACUUGGUUUGUCCUCGUCUCGUAAAGAGAAUCAUCUCCUCUUUACUCCAUGUCUGCAGAAAGAGCCCGAAGGAGAAGCUCCUGUUCAUAUCCCAGAAUUUGCUCGUCUGAUUAGUUCUUCUUUUUUCCGUCUCAAACUUUCUUCACUUGUCUGAAUCAACACCCCGCAGGCGUUGGAGGAGAUAAUUAAUUCGUCACUGUUUUUUACUUCUCCUCUUAAUGUCACGCAGCCUCCUGCCGGUCCGUGUUCACUUCUCUGACUGUGUUUUGAAAGCUCUAAUUCCUGGUUUCACUGCUGCACCAUCCUGGGUAAUAAAAUGGAUUUCACCUUCAUCACCUCCACCUCCUCUCUCUUUGCAGGAGAGCCACCAGUUAAAGCUGCUGAGAACCCUGGAGGGUCACGCGUACGGAGUCUCUUACUUAGCCUGGAGUCCCGAUGACACCUACCUGAUUGCCUGUGGACCUGACGACUGCUCUGAGCUCUGGCUCUGGAAUGUUCAGGUGACAUGAUCCUCGUUUUAGACCGAGUUAUUUCUAGAUUCACAUCAUUUCUCGCUGUGAUCCACCUCUCCUCCCUCUGUGCUCGUGAACAUUUGAACAAAAACAUCCUCUGAUUCUGUCGUGGACCACAGAUGCAUCAUUGACUCUGUGUUGACAAGAGGAGGAGGAGAAAAACAUCCUCUCCAUAGAUCCUGUGUGUACUCAAUGACCUCUCCUUUUCUCCCAUCCCUCCCCCUCCCCUCUCCUUUCAUCCACCCCUCCCCCCUCUCUUACUUAAUGUUUCUUUCUCGCCGUCUCUCUCCCUUCCCCCAAUUUCUCUCUCCUGCUCUGUUUUUCUCACGUCUCUGCCGAUCCCUCCAACGACCAGACGGGGGAGCUGCGGACCAAAAUGUCCCAGUCCCAUGAAGACAGUUUGACCAGUGUGGCCUGGAACCCCGACGGCAAGCGCUUUGUCACCGGGGGACAGAGAGGACAGUUUUACCAAUGCGUGAGUUUAUUUAUUUUUUUUAUGUAGUUCAGGAGGAUCGAGGGGGAAGGAGCGACAUAUGGACGCUGUGAUGUGACGGCUGACCCCACAGAGGUCACUGAGAGACACUUGGAUAUUAACCCAUUAAGACCUGCAGAGAAAGUAAAGACUCUGCACUGGAGAAUAACAAACAUUUUGCUUUCUGUAAAACAAGUGUCAGUCAUGAUGAAGUGUCCGUUCAAUACAAAUGUAAAUGUAAAAAAUAAAGUGUUGAAAGGGUAAACAGCUGUCCCAGUAUAGUGCCAGUACAAAAGCAGAACUAAAAAAUAAAAAAUAAAUAAAUAAGUGUUUGAUAGUGUGUUCAUCUCUGUGCUCACCCAAAGUCAUGCAGCACUCACAGAAAACACUGAUAGUGUGAGACAAAGACCUCAAUAUGAAGAGGUUGUUCACACUGCUGGAUGCUUCUCUCUGCCUCCGUCGUUGUUUACUUUCCUCACCAAGCACAUAGCAAGAUCUGAGCAUGAAUCCGAGCGCUUUAUUAGUCUAUCAGAGGCAAAUGGGUAUGAUGAUUUGAUUCGCCAUGACUCCAGAAGUGAUUAAAAACUACAGAAUGUUACAAAAUGACGUAUCCAUGCCACCGGCUUAAAGGGUAGAAAUGCGCAGUGGUGCCGCCGGCUUGGAAGGUUGAAUGCGUUCAUGUUGUACCAGUUUAAAUGGGUUAAUGUGCGUUGAUUUGCCUAAAAUUAUAUACUUUCAGGGCUCGACAAAAACUUUUUUCACAUGUUCUCAAGUUGAAAAAGUAAGGAGCACACAAAGAACUUUAGGGGCACUAUGAAAGUUGAUCAAAUAAUGUGUGUCUUAUUGGUCGAUAUAACUUCUAUUAUUUGAAAUCAAUUUUAGGUCGAUCUGUCACAUGACAUGGAGGCUAUUGAAAGAAAACAGCCUUUUCUGAGAACAUCAACCGGUAAUUUAUUGACGGUCCCUUAUUCAACACCAACGUUGACAGUGAGGGUGUCGAGUAGAUUUAACAGUGCUGCUGUUGUUAUUCCCGGUUAUGGAGAGAGAGAAGACACCGGUAGAUCCUCAGAGAAUGUCCGUCAGAUAUCCAACCUGAAACUAACUUCACCGCCGUAUUUACAUGAAAAAAACAUUUGCUACCUCAGCUGAUUUUUUUUUUUUUAUGUGCACACGUCUAUUUUUAGUCCCAAAUGCGAGUGAAACGGUCGCACUGUUGAGCCCUGACUUUAAUGUCUAAUCUAAAGAGAUGUUUAAUAUCAUGAGGAGAAAUAAAACCGGGGUGGACUUUAACCUGUGAACCUCUGUGUCUCCAGGACCUGGAUGGUAACUUGUUGGACUCCUGGGAGGGUGUGCGGGUGCAGUGCCUGUGGUGCCUGAGCGACGGCAGAACAGUACUGGCCUCAGACACGCACCAACGCAUCCGGGGGUACAACUUCGAGGACCUUACAGACAGAAACAUGUAGGUAUCAGACGCCGCGCCGUCAAUGUUUACGGACGGUUUGGAUUAAGCUUAAACUGUGGAAUGAAUUUCUGAAUCUCUGGACCCGUUCUUCCUGGAGAACUUCUCCCCAUGUUUUUUAAUCUUGUUGUUGUUUUUGAGCACUUUGUAGCUCAGGUUUCUGUGGAUAUUUGUUUCUCUGACCUCUUCUCCGCCUGGUGCCUGACUGUGUCUCGUGUCCAUGUCCUCCACAGAGUUCAGGAGGAUCACCCUAUCAUGUCUUUUACUGUUUCAAAGAACGGAAGAUUAGCUUUGUUAAAUGUAGCAACUCAGGUAAGCCUUUCUCAUCCAUCACUACCCUCAGUUUAUUCUUCAGCCCACCCCCGGGUUCAGAGACCCUUCAGCUCUUCUUCUGCUUCCCGCUGUAGGGAGUGCACCUGUGGGACCUUCAGGACCGGGUGCUGGUGAGGAAGUACCAAGGUGUUACCCAGGGCUUCUACACCAUCCACUCCUGCUUCGGAGGACAUAACGAAGACUUCAUUGCCAGUGGCAGCGAAGGUACAGUCAAAGAGGACCAAAGCUAGCUUAGUGUUAACAGGAUUAACGGUGACAUACUGACAGGCUGACACAGUUAAUGUACGCUUAUCUGACUCUACGGGAGUCCAAAUCUCGUUGUCGUAGUAACCCCCUGAAGUGGGCUCAGUUACCAUUUGCUGUGUCCUCACAUGCGUCCCUGAAUACCCUUGUCUCAUUUCCCUUUCUUUCCCUCAGACCACAAAGUGUACAUCUGGCAUCGGCGCGGCGAACUCCCCAUCGCCGAGCUAACAGGCCACACACGCACCGUAAACUGUGUGAGCUGGAACCCAACCAUCCCAGGACUCAUGGCGUCCGCCUCAGACGACGGCACAGUGCGCGUGUGGGGUCCAGCGCCCUUCCUCGAGACGCAAGAGGCGGACGGACUCAACGGUAAGAGCCGGAUCCGUUCACCCCGACAGUGCAGCUCUUUUUUUUUUGCUAAACCGAAGUCGUCUUACUGUUCUCACGUCUGUCUUCUCCACAGAGAACUGCAGUAACAUGGACAGUUGAUGGUCAGUUUCAGGCCUGGUGACAUCUCUCUUUACCAACAAUCCAAGAACCCCACAGUAAAAACAAAAACCUACAUGGGCGAUCGAAAAUUCAACACCAACCUGAAGCAAGUGAAGAAAAAAAAACAAACAAAAGCCGCCGCCACGACAAACGAGAAAAACUAAAGCGAGAAAAUUCGGUCUCCCAAGACGGAACGGUGGAGUCAAAGAUGGACACGAUGAAAAAUCAGGACCUCCACGAAAAAACCUGGUCGUUACCCAGAGGACAAACCAGUCAAAGCCCCAGCGGGUUACGAGUGCCAUCCAAUGGCGAGCUUCAACGGCUGUUCUUCUCCUCCAUCUGACCCAGGAAACCCACCUCCACCUCGAGCUGGGAGCGUCCCCCCCCCCACGACGCCUCCAAGACGGACACGGCAGGGGCAGCCGUCUGCUUAUUGGACUACAUCUGUCUGCCUGUUUGCCUGUUUGUCACAUUACCUGUAUAAUGUCUCCAUGGACACGGGUGGGGUGUUGCUCGGGGAGGAUGGCGCGCAGGGGGGGAUAUAGCAACUCUUCUUUAUGUGUGUUUUCUCCUCUCCCCCCCGCUCUCUUGCUAUAUUCUUCAAAUUGAAAAAAAAACCCACGACGGAAACACCGACCGACCAGCUGACAAAAAACACACACACUCACUCACACACACACUCAGAAAAUGCUAUGCUAAAUGUUGGAGUUGUUUUAUGAUAGACAUAGCGUAAUUCUCAUUUAAGAGGUGAAUCUUAGCUCGAGUAGUGCCCGUGGAAAGCUUUGGCGCAAAGAUUCCACUUUCUGUUUCUCGACAUUUAGGAACUUUUUUUAUUCCUUUAAUUUAACUUUUAACAAGGACGGUCGCCGUAACGUGUCCGACCCCCCCUACUCCUCUGUCCAGCUACCGCACAACAACUCCAUCACAUCUGCCUAAAGAGGAGCCGGAGAGACUCACGGGUCACAUAUCAACGAAAAACGAGGCGCGGCUCUCGAACACACACACAAAGACGUAAAAAAAAGUGCGACUUGGAUGCACACCGGUAACCGCUGUCCCUGUAUGUGCGCGUGCGUGCGUGUGCGUGAGAGACUGAGUGAGAGCGAUUAUGCAUGCCCACAUUAUUGUGAGUUGACAUUUGUGGGUGCAGGUUUAAUUGCAGCGUGUUUUUUUUGUAUGUGUGCUCUAUUCACACCAGCAGAAGACCCCCACCCACCCUCUAUCCUCCUCCUCCUCUAUCCUCCUAAUCCCAUCGUCCAAAUUGUGAAAAAUAGGAUUUUAAACCAUUUCUAAGUUAUCCAAAGCCCCUUAGGGACCUCUAUCUGUGGAACAAAGAAUACUUGAGAGCCAUUUUGUAAUAGAAAACACUUUUUUUCUUUAAUCCGGGGCUUUAAUUUUUACAUUACGAUUCAUUUCUCCUUUUACCACGUGGCAUUUAAACCCACAGUCGAGUCACCGGCGACGUGGGAAAGACAGAAAUUUAAUCUGCGGUGAUAUUAGUGAGAAGGUCACGACCUAAUUAAUACGAGAAGUGAAUAAUUGUAAAUUAUUAGGAUGAAUAGUUAGAGAGAAGGGGCACCGAUAAGUAGGACCACUGUCAGCAUAUGGGAGUAGUGUGACGAUGAUGAAUCUGAAAAACACACACAAACUGCCUUCCUCCUGUUCAUACAGUUGCACACAAACUUUCAGUAUGUAUGACGUCCCCCUCUUCUUCUUCUUCUUCUUCUCCCCCCUCUGCACUUUGAGUGGUCUCUCAGCUCUUUUGCACCGACUGCAUCGAUCCACAGAAGAAUAAACCCCCCGAGUUUGCUAAAAAAGAAAAAAAAGGAAUUGAGCCCUCACUUUGCCUCUAUGCACCCAAAAAGCAGUGACUUAUCAUUCUCUCGUCGACAAACUAAAAAGAACCUGAACCUCGCAGCACAUGAAGGCGCAGCAGCAGCAGCCGCAUAUUAGAGAGAAUUCAGCAUUAACGCCCCCCUCCCUCCCCUGUCGCUCUACAGCCAAGUUAUUCAGUGGUCAGUGCACCAUUCAAAGCUUUCUUCCUCCCUUUUUUCAGGGUAUGUAAUGACUAUUUGCUACAGACUGAUAUACAGUUAAAAUGUGUUUAAAAUCAGUGCUUUUCUGCCUGUUUUUAUUGAACCUUUUUUUUUUUUUUGUUACUUAAAAUUUUUUGUUCACAUUAUAUCAUUUUUUUUGGUUGACCUCUAUCCCUGUAUGAUCAUAUUAAAAUAUAACCAGACAUUUUGAGUCCUCAUUUUAUUUUGAGUUCUCUUUAUAACCCUUUUAUCUUUCUUUUCAUUUACUCACUUUCUUAAUAUUUCCGUUUUUUAUCCAAAUGAAUAUGCACAGGAACACCCAUGCCUGUCGGAGUGGGAUUGGAGUUGAUUUUCUCUCUUUUGUUGUUGUUGUUGUUGUUGUUUUAAAGGAAGUGUGUUACCUACAAUCAAAUCAGGUUUUAAAGUCUCCACCCCUCGCCUUUAAAAGAGUUUCCUUCAUGUGAAAAUCGACUUUACCGCCGCAUGUCUGUGUGUGAUAAGACCGGAUCUUUCUCUUUGUGUUCUGUUGCCGAUCAGAAGUUGUCGGCAAACGCGUGUUUUCUGUAGGUGACAUGUGUCGCACCUGGACUGCAAGAACGGACUCCUCCUUCUCCACAUCCUGCAUCUUCUCUCUGAAAACAACAGUAAAUCAUAAACGAAGAACUCAAAAUUAGUGACAGUAAAGCCCAUAAUUCACCUGCUGGUGGCACAUGCUAUGUCUGUAUGCAACCUGGUGUCCACUCUUCUUUUGUCUGAGUUUCCUGAAGGAGUUGUUUCUGAUUUCUCUUUGUCUUAUUUCUCUCUGAAGGUGGCGGAGUCAGUGUUGAUGGUGGUGGUGUUGGGUUGGGGGCUGGGUGGGAGUAAACUAAGGGCUUACUGUAGCAUCUCUAAGCUCCUUGGGCGAGGGCCGGGGAAAAAGGGAUGAUGUGUGGCUUUGCGUUCAAUGUGUUAAUUACAAAGUGAUUGUACUGUUUUGUAUUGUUGUGUAGGAAAAGUGUUAUGUAUGCAUAUUUUCAAUAAAGCAUUCAGGGUUUUGAAAAAAAAAGGCCAACAGGAGUUUGACGGGGCGAGAGAUUGUGAAGGCCCCUAAAACUUCCCCCCCCUUUGACUAAAGAGCAAAAAGGGAGCCCAGUCCGGCCCUGAAUCACUGCUUUUGGCAAAGCAUGUGUCAAGGGCUCUGCGGUGGGAAACGCUGGGUUGAUCUUGUGUCCGAAUUUUACUUUGUAUUCAGUCAUUUGUUUCUUGAAAGCAGUGUCUGGAGCCACACCACCUGGUAAAAGGCUAACUUCAAUGCCAUUAGGAAUAAUAAGAACAUUUGCCAAUAAAGUGACGUUAUUUUCAGUAAGCUUUGUU
This is a messenger RNA of Xyrichtys novacula (pearly razorfish), 16634 nucleotides long. The record is from the annotation of a GenBank genome assembly. Lineage: Eukaryota; Metazoa; Chordata; Actinopteri; Labriformes; Labridae.